GGUGUUUUUGUGUCUCAAAGAAAAAAAUAUGCAUAAAGCAUUAUUGGUUUUGUGUAUAGCUGGAUUGGCCUUUAUGUCCAAUGCAGCCGAAAGCGAUGUUUUGGAAUUGACCGAUGAAAAUUUCUUAUCCGUCCUUAGUGAGCAUUCCACUACAUUAGUCAUGUUUUAUGCACCAUGGUGCGGCCAUUGUAAAAGACUAAAACCCGAAUAUGCCAAGGCCGCCGAAAUCGUUAAAGAUGACGAUCCACCAAUUACAUUGGCCAAGGUUGAUUGUACUGAGGCUGGAAAGGAAACAUGUAACAAAUUCUCCGUCAGCGGCUAUCCAACAUUAAAGAUUUUCAAGGGCGAAGAAGUCUCGCAAGACUACAACGGCCCUCGUGAGGCAGCAGGUAUUGCCAAAUAUAUGCGCGCUCAAGUUGGUCCUGCUUCUAAAGAAGUAAAAUCUGUCGAGGAAUUAGACAAAUUCCUUGCAGCCAAAGAAACAACAAUUUUCGGUUACUUCAAAGACGCCAACUCCAAACUGGCCAAAACCUUCUUGAAAUUCGCUGACAAAAAUCGUGAAAAAUACCGCUUUGGACACAGCAGUAAUGCCGAGGUUUUGGAAAAAGCUGGUGAAAGCGAUGCCAUUGUCCUCAUCCGGGCUCCUCAUUUAGCCAAUAAAUUUGAAGAAUCCACUGUCAAGUUUGACGGAUCAUCCGAAUCCGAUCUGACCACUUUUGUUAAAGAAAAUUAUCAUGGAUUAGUCGGUCACCGUACUCAAGACACUGUACGUGACUUCAAAAACCCCCUGAUUACCGCCUACUACGGUGUUGACUACGCUAAGAAUCCCAAAGGUACCAAUUACUGGCGCAAUCGUGUACUUAAGGUAGCAAAGGAAUUUGCUGGCAAAUUGUCCUUUGCUAUUUCUUCUAAAGAUGAUUUCCAACACGAACUUAACGAGUACGGUUACGAUUUCGUCGGUGACAAACCAGUUAUUUUGGCUCGUGAUGCCAAGAACUUGAAAUACGCUCUGAAGGAGGAGUUCUCUGUAGAGAACUUACGUGAUUUUGCAGAAAAAUUAUUGGAAGGCGAACUGGAACCUUACAUUAAAUCCGAACCCAUCCCUGAGGAUAAUAGUGCUCCUGUCAAAGUUGCCGUUGCCAAAAACUUCGAUGAUGUUGUCAUCAACAAUGACAAGGACACCCUGAUCGAAUUCUACGCUCCAUGGUGUGGCCACUGCAAGAAAUUGGCUCCAGUCUACGAUGAGUUGGCUGAAAAAUUGCAAGAUGAAGAUGUAGUUAUUGCCAAAAUGGAUGCUACCGCCAACGAUGUUCCACCAGAAUUCAAUGUACGCGGAUUCCCUACACUUUUCUGGUUGCCUAAAGACUCCAAGAAUAAGCCUGUAUCCUACAAUGAAGGCCGCGAAGUAGACGAUUUCAUUAAAUUUAUUUCGAAACACGCUACUAAGGAACUGAAAGGUUACGACCGCAGCGGUAAACCUAAAAAGACAGAAUUGUAAAUUCUAACAAAAGUAUAAAGUAAAUUUAAUAUUGCCAGAAGGCAGGAACUUCAUCCACAUUUCCAUUAUACGUAUUUGUUCUCAAAAGUAUCCUAGAGCAU
Musca vetustissima is the source of this 1599-nucleotide messenger RNA. RefSeq names its product protein disulfide-isomerase A3. Gene Ontology annotation, cellular component: endoplasmic reticulum. Gene Ontology annotation, biological process: protein folding; response to endoplasmic reticulum stress. The transcript has 5 exons. NCBI's taxonomy places the organism in Eukaryota, Metazoa, Arthropoda, Insecta, Diptera, Muscidae. The record is from RefSeq and is a predicted model, not a curated record. Gene Ontology annotation, molecular function: protein disulfide isomerase activity. Bases 29 to 1498 code for a protein of 489 amino acids.